This is a messenger RNA of Diachasma alloeum, 1789 nucleotides long. It is a transcript of the gene Idh3g, whose product is annotated as isocitrate dehydrogenase [NAD] subunit gamma, mitochondrial. Gene Ontology annotation, biological process: tricarboxylic acid cycle; isocitrate metabolic process. The record is from RefSeq and is a predicted model, not a curated record. Lineage: Eukaryota; Metazoa; Arthropoda; Insecta; Hymenoptera; Braconidae. Gene Ontology annotation, cellular component: mitochondrion. Bases 265 to 1428 code for a protein of 387 amino acids. The transcript has 2 exons.
AUCCCUUCUAAUUCUUAACCCCCGAAAAUUGUUGUCCAACUCCACUUCUCUCGCAACUCGUCAAUUCAUUUGUGGAUCACCCAAGAAGUGCGAGUACUCUCCUCACUCCCCCGAAGGUCCUUGGGUUAUUGGUUAAAAUAGACACACUGCAUAAGAAGCAGUGGGUCAAGUGUCUGGAUCCCCCUCAAACCCCCAAGUUUUCUAAUCAAAUAAAAAAACUUCAUUGAAUAAAAAAUUCAGUUGUAACAUUAAAAAUUGGCAAAAAUGGCUGCACGCUCGUUAGUGAGGUAUGCCCAGUCGAGGGCGAUUACACCACAGAUUCACCGGUGCGCGACAUCGAUGUCUGCGUUCGAAAUUCAACACAGAACACCGACAAUCAAGAAGAUCAUGCCAAUACCCAAGGCCCACUACGGUGGUCGUCAUGCUGUGACACUUUUACCUGGGGCUGGAAUCGGUCCUGAGCUCAUGGGAUACGUUAAAGAGGUAUUCAGCUACGCAGGAGUCCCCGUGGACUUCGAGGACGUAGACAUCGACCCGAACGCAGACGACAACGAGGACCUGGACUUCGCCAUCACCUCGAUCCGCCGUAACGGUGUCGCCCUAAAAGGAAACAUCGAGACUCGCUCCCGAGAGGCAGGCGUUCUCUCCCGCAACGUGGCCCUCCGCAACCAGCUGGACCUCUACGUGAACGUUCUGCACUACGUCUCCUACCCCGGUGUCAACUCCCGCCAGAAGAACAUCGACAUCGUGAUGGUGCGCCAGAACACCGAGGGCGAGUACGCAAUGCUGGAGCACGAGUCUGUCGACGGAGUUGUCGAGAGCAUGAAGAUCAUCACCAGAUCAAACUCCGAGAGAGUAGCUCGUUACGCGUUCGAAUACGCAAAGCGUAACGGAAGAAAGAAGAUCACGACUGUUCACAAGGCGAACAUCAUGAAGCUGUCGGACGGUCUCUUCCUGGAGACCUCGAGACAAGUAGCCAAGGAGUACCCUGACAUCCAGCUCAACGACAUGAUCAUCGACAACACCUGCAUGCAACUUGUCUCCAACCCCCACCAGUUUGACGUCAUUCUGACGACGAAUCUCUACGGUGCAAUUGUAUCGAACGUCGUUUGUGGUCUCCUGGGAGGUGCUGGUCUCCUCGCUGGCAAGAAUUAUGGGGAUCACUACACCAUCUUCGAGCCAGCAACACGUAACACUGGUGCUGCCAUUGCUGGAAAGAACAUUGCAAACCCCAUUGCCAUGUUGAAUGCAGCUUGUGACAUGUUACGUCACCUUGGACACAAGACUCAUGCCACUGUCAUCCAAACUGCCAUCAACAAGACCAUCAAUGCUGGAGUUCACACCGCUGACCUUGGAGGGACUGCCACCAGUCGAGACGUGGUUGACAGCGUCCUCAAGCACAUCAAGAUUGCCUCGAGUGAAUUUUAAUCGUGGAAAGAGCGAUUGAGGGGGAUUAGGAUCGUUGGAGGAGUUAGAAACCAAUUGACAUUUUUUAAUAUCUGAUUAUUAAGGUUCACGACUCAUGUUUCUGAAGCUGGUGGACUAUUUUAGAGCUGAUUCUUGAGAUUGAACACUUCAUGAAUUUAGGACUGCACAAUUUUUGAGGGGGAGGCGGGGGCGAGGUGAUCCCCGUUGUACAGUUUAGAAUGCUGAUUCGUUGCUUUUUGAGAGUUGAGGAGUUUUUGAUUCAGAGAGGCUUUGUAAUAUAUGCAUUGUGAUCGAUUAGUUGAACUAAGUCAUUUUCCCAGUCAUUGUAAUUUCCCUGGUCAAUUAAACGACUUGUAAUGUU